GGCCUCGUUCGCACGCUGCCCAAGGUGCAGCCGUCAUCUUUAGACCGGUUGCUGUUUUUUUCCUGCUGUUUGCAUUCUGCACGAUUCCGAGGCAACCCCGUCACCACCUUUCUUUCGCAUAGGCACUCUAGAUUAAGGCCUCGUUCGAGCCCCUGGCGGUCAAGAUGUCGACGACGAAUUCCCAAGACCGGGAGCUCCGAAAAGAAGACUCGACCCAGGUUACGGCAGAUGACCAAGACAACCAACAAUCACAGGUCCGGUUCAAGUCCACGAUUGAAGAGAUUGCCCCCGAUAAUGCGACUUCGACGAGUUUACCACUGGCCAACGGCGUCCCUCUCGGCAAUCCCGGCCAGGUAACUUCUGAGGACAUCCGCCAGCUUUCCGACAGGUUGAGAGCCUGCCCGCUCCAGGAACGCAGAAUGAACAUAUUCUCAUACGAGCCUGUUUCAUUACCGCCUUCAAGGACCACUUCUCGCGACGAAGAAUCUCGAGAGCCGAGCCGCCAACCAACUCGAAGUUCGACCGCCCAUGGCUCACCACACCUGACCGCCAGCCGACGAAGCCCGGACAUGCACUCACCACCUCUUACACCAGCCGGGACAGACACCACCGAAGGUGGGCUAAAACGAGAGCCCCCUGGCAACCACGAACGGUUGGGUCGGGCACCCGACGUCAUAACUCCUCAGGAUUCGACCCAUGAGCCGCUGUCAGCCGGUUCAUCUCGAUUGGCGGUGCCGCAGCACGUCUCGGCGGACCGCGAACGAACCUCGCGGAGACCCGCGACUUCUGACGGCAGAGAAAAUACUCAAACGACGCUCGGUAGCCACCGGAGGGGCUUGUUUUCAGUUGGUGCUGGAAGCGGCUCAAAUUCACCUGCCAGCUCGGUGCCGCCAUCCCGCGACAGCAGUCCGUCGCGAGCGGCAGCCGCCUCGCUGUUUUAUUCACGCCAAGCCCCACCGCCGGGAGACUCAGAUGACCCAUACGCCGCGAGUAAGCGGCAAGCACAGAAGGGCAUUGAUUCACGCUUCAUAUUCUCCAGGAAGAAGAAACCAGGCGCUUCACCCAGUUCGUCGACGCUUAGUCUGCCGCGGGCGUUGGGCGAGAAACGGCAGUCGGACGAAAGCCUUAUUCAUAGCAGGAACAGCUCUAUGGCAGAUUUGAAACGAUUCUUCAAAUUGGGCCCUAGUAACAAAACAAAACGGACGGCAUCGCCAGCGUCGUCCAUUCGGUCCGGCGGCAAGACACCACCGAGUUCCAAAUCGGCGCAGAUUCCCUUCGGAGACGAUCACGGCCUCUCGGCCAAAUAUGGAAAGCUCGGAAGAGUCCUGGGCGCCGGCGCGGGCGGUUCCGUGAGGCUGAUGAAGCGUGCUGAAGAUGGCGUCGUCUUUGCUGUCAAAGAGUUCCGGCCCCGCCACUCGUACGAAACGGAGCGCGAGUACGUGAAGAAAUUGACGGCAGAGUACUGCAUGGGUUCUUCGCUUCAUCAUGGCAACAUCAUCGAAACGCUCGAUAUCGUCCAGGAGAAGGGCAAGUGGUACGAGGUGAUGGAGUACGCCCCUUUCGAUCUCUUUGCCAUCGUCAUGACGGGCAAGAUGUCCCGGGAGGAGGUUAGCUGCUGCUUUUUGCAGAUCCUCAGCGGUGUCACCUACCUCCACAGCAUGGGCUUGGCACACCGCGAUCUCAAGCUCGACAAUGUGGUCGUCAGCGAACACGGCAUCAUGAAGAUCAUUGAUUUUGGGAGUGCGCAUGUGUUUAAAUACCCGUUCGAAACCAGCAUCGUCCCUGCGUCAGGUAUCGUUGGCUCCGAUCCGUACCUCGCACCCGAGGUCUACGACGAAAAGAAGUAUGACCCACAAGCGGUCGAUAUUUGGUCGUUGGCAAUCAUCUAUUGUUGUAUGACUCUUAGGAGGUUUCCGUGGAAGCUCCCCAGAUUAUCCGACAACUCGUUCAAACUCUUCGCCGCGGACCCGACUCCUGGCCACGACCCGAAGAAGCUACUCCUUCCGCCCGCGAGUUCUACGUCAGCGUUAGCCGACACUCCGGCCCGCGACUUUGACCCGCAGGCCCUACGCAACGACGCCAACAAGUCAGUAAAUCGCGACGAGUCGAGCAAGGUUGAGCGGCCUUCGACUACGGCAUCAACCACCGCCAAUGAGAGCAGCUCUCAAAACCCGUCUGCGGAGAAGAAGGAGGUGAUCCGGGGCCCGUGGCGCAUUCUCCGGUUGCUCCCUCGAGAGAGCAGACACAUCAUUGGGCGGAUGCUGGAACUGGACCCCAAGAAGCGAGCCACGAUGGCCGACAUCAUGGAUGACCCGUGGGCCGCGGACACGGUUAUCUGUCGGCAGGAGGGCGGGCAUGUGGUGAAUGCCGACGAUCACAAGCAUGUGUUGGAGCCGCCUGCGACGCCUGCUAAGUCAUAGGAAGGCUUAGUGGCGGCG
Molecule: messenger RNA, 2438 nt
Organism: Chaetomium fimeti
Lineage: Eukaryota; Fungi; Ascomycota; Sordariomycetes; Sordariales; Chaetomiaceae
Product: kinase-like domain-containing protein
Exons: 4
Coding region: 165-2420 (751 amino acids)
Biological process (GO): protein phosphorylation; intracellular signal transduction
Cellular component (GO): cytosol
Molecular function (GO): ATP binding; protein serine/threonine kinase activity
Source: RefSeq, a predicted model, not a curated record